Molecule: messenger RNA, 3102 nt
Organism: Haemorhous mexicanus (house finch)
Lineage: Eukaryota; Metazoa; Chordata; Aves; Passeriformes; Fringillidae
Gene: RASAL3
Product: RAS protein activator like 3
Exons: 18
Biological process (GO): regulation of GTPase activity
Source: RefSeq, a predicted model, not a curated record
AGCGGGGGACACCAGGGGACAGCGGGGGACACCAGGGGACAGCAGGGGACGGCGGGGGACGGCGGGGGACACGAGGGGACGAGGCCACCCCUGCCGCGGUACCUGCGCUCCGUGGGAAGGAGGAGGGGACAAGGGGACAGCAGGGCGGAGCUGGAGGGGACAGUGACCCCCUUGGGGACAUCCCCGCCGUUGGUGGCCCCGGUGCCACCCGAUGCCACCGUGUGGGACGUGUCCCAGUUCUCGCUGGUGGACGGACACCUGGUGCCACUGGGCAGGGACGAGGAGGGCCCGUGGCGGAGCAGAACCCGCGCUGGCAGUGCCACCUCUGAGGCCACCAACCUGUCCCCAGCGGGCAGGAGGGACCUGGACCCCGACGAGCGGAGCCCCCGGACUGAGCCCCCCCCGAGCUCCCAGUUCAGCAACGUCAAGGGGCUGCUCUGGAAGAGGAUCCUCGGGGACAGGAAGAGUCGCGGUGGCACCAAAAGUGACCAAGGGGUGGUGGCAGCGCCCGAGGGUGACAGGGUCCCUAGCCGCAGCGCUUCCCGCGAGUCCCUGGUGCCACCACCCGAGCUGGACCUCACUGGGGACAACGUCACCGUGCGGCCGGUGCACGGCAGCGUGGUGGGAGAGAGGUUCUGCUUCCAGGUGAUCACACCUGAGGGCAGCCGCUCCUUCGGCUGCGCCUCCCUGGCCGAGCGCGACCGCUGGAUCGAGGAGCUGCGCCGGACAGCACAGCCCAACAAGGACAACUGCGAGCGCCUGGACCUGUCCCUGACCCUGUGGCUCUACGAGGGCCGCCACCUCCCGCCGCGCCGCCGCCUCCGCUGCCACCUCCAGCUGGACGGCGCCAUCUUCGCCCGCACCACGGCCAAGCCGGCCGGCGCCGACGGCCAACUCUUCUGGGGCGAGCUCUUCCACCUGGCCGCGCUGCCGCCGGCGCGCGCCCUCACCGUCGCCCUGUGCCGCCACGACCCCGCCGGCUGGCACCCGGUGGCCUCCGUCACCAUCCCGCUGGCCGAGCUGGCGGCGGCGCCGCAGCCUCUGGAGCGUUGGUACCCCCUGAGCGGCGCCGGUGGCGGUGCCGAGGCGGCGCCGGCGUUGCGGCUGCGCGGGCGUUACCGCCAGGUGAGGGUGUUGCCCAUCGUGCGCUACAAGGAGUUGGCGGAGUUCAUCACCUUCCACUACCGGGAGCUGUGCGGGCGCCUGGAGCCGGCCAUCGCCGCGCGGCACAAGGAGGAGCUGGCCGGCGCCUUGGUGCGCGUGCUGCAGAGCACCGGCAAGGCCAAGUCCUUCCUGAUCGACCUGGGCGUGGCCGAGCUCGACCGCUUCGACGAGCGCGAGGCGCUGAUCUUCCGCGAGAACACCUUGGCCACCAAGGCCAUCGACGAGUACAUGAAGCUGGUGGGGGCCAAGUACCUGCAGGACACGCUGGGGGAGGUGGUGGCCCAGCUCUGCAGCUCCGAGGAGAGCUCCGAGGUGGACCCCAGCAAGUGCUCGGGGCUGGAGCUCUCCGAGCACCAGCAGCACCUGCGGCAGGUGUGCGAGGAGACCCUGAGGCGCAUCACCGACGGCUCCGAGUCCUUCCCGGCGGAGCUGGGCCAGGUGUUCGCGGCGUGGCGGGACGAGUGCGCGGCGCGCGGCAAGGCGGCCAUCGGCCAGCGCCUGGUGUCGGCCUCGCUCUUCCUGAGGUUCCUCUGCCCGGCCAUCAUGUCCCCCAGCCUCUUCGGCCUCGUCCAGGAGUACCCCGGCGAGGCCACCGCCCGCAGCCUGACGCUGGUGGCCAAGGUCAUCCAGAACUUGGCCAACUUCACCACGUUUGGCGACAAGGAGCCCUACAUGACCUUCAUGAACGACUUCCUGGAGCAGAACUGGGCCACCAUGACCGAGUUCCUGCAGGCCGUGGCCACCGCCGAGGCCAGCGCCCACAUGGCCACCUACGACGGCUUCGUGGACCUGGCCCUGGAGCUGGCCACGCUCCACCUGCUGCUCUGUGACAUCUUCUCCAGCCUCGACCAGGCCACGCAGGAGGAGCUGGAGCCGCUGCCCACCAUCCUCAGGGCCAUCAGGGAGGGGACACCUGUCCCCGUGUCCGUCCGCCUCAGCUCCGCCGCCGGGAGAAGCCCCUCGGAGCCCCCCAAGCCGGGCUUUGUCCCCCCGCGGGACCUGGCCAAGCACAGCCCCCUCAUCAAGAGCCAAUCCCUGACCAGCGUCCGCCGCCUCCGCGGCCACGACAGCGAGGUGACAACAACGGCGACAGACCCGGCGACAUCCCCGGGGACAUCCCCGGAGUCACCGUCCCCCAUCCCGGUCCCGGCCCCGGUCCCGGCCCGGCGCCGCCGCCACGUGCAGCGCGCGCAGAGCGUGCCCGCGCAGGGCAAGGGGACACGGCCCGAGCCCGACAGCGGCACCGAGGUGACACCGCCCGAGGGUGGCACCGCGUCACCUGUGCCCGGGGACGGCCCGCCCCGGGGGAAGCUGCGCUCGUCGGCGUCGCUGCCCCGCAAGUCCACGGUGCCGUGGCAGCGCCUGGCCGAGGACGCGGCGGCCCCGGGCGAGCUCUACGCGCUGCGGCCGCUCGAGAAGCACGGGCGGCUGCUGGAGGCGCUGCGGGAGGAGCUGGCGGAGCACCGGGAGCGCCUGGAGCGGGCGGAGGCGCGGGCGGCGCGGGCCGAGGAGCAGCACCGGGAGCGCCUGGAGCGGCUGCGGGGGCAGCUGGAGGAGGGCAACGCCCGAGCGGCCAACCUGGCGGCCAGGCUGACGGCGGCCGAGCGCAGCCGCAGGAGCGACCUGGAGAGGCUGAGGGGCUGCGAGGAGAGAGAGCGGGAACUGGAGCGGCGCCUCUCGGGGCUGGAGCAGGAGCUGCGCAGGGCCCGGGGCCACCCCCGCGGUGUCCCCAAGGUGUCCCCAAGGGGCUGCCCCGAGGACGACGGCGAUGCCACCAGCGUGUGACACCGGAUGUCCCCAAGGUGUCCCCAAGGUGUCCCCAAGGGGCUGCCCCGAGGACGACGGCGAUGCCACCAGCGUGUGACACCGGAUGUCCCCAAGGUGUCCCCAAGGUGUCACGCCCCCCCAGUGUCACAGGAAUAAACGAUGGCAAUGUCA